GGAUAACAACUCGUGAUCAACCAAAACAGCUAUAAUGGAGGAACUGGCCGAGCUAAACUGCUGCUAAAAUGGUCUUUGAAUCAUAUGUGGUUGAUUUGGUCAACAAAUUUGCUGGGCAGUAUCUCGAAAACCUAGAUCCAUCGCAGCUAAGGCUCGGGAUAUGGGGAGGUGAUGCACAGCUUGAAAACCUCAGCUUAAAGGAGAGUGCUUUGGAUGACUUGGAUCUCCCCGUCAAGGUCCUCAGAGGUCACUUAGGCAAGCUUGUGCUUAAGAUACCCUGGAAGAACCUGUACUCUGAGCCAGUAGUCGCACAAAUAGAUGGGCUGUAUCUUCUUGUCAGGCCUAACACAGGGAUUCACUACAAUGCUGAGAAGGAGGAGAAAGCCCAACAGGAGAAAAAGAAAAGGCAGCUGGAAGCCAUUGAGCUAGCGAGGAAAUUGGAAGAGGAAAAGAAGAAGGCUGUCUCUGACAAGGAAAGCAAGGAAGACAAGGAUAGUUUUGUUGAGAAACUUGCCAUGCAGGUUGUCAAGAAUCUACAGAUCUAUAUAUCCAACAUCCACGUGCGAUAUGAAGAUACGGUCACACAUCCAGAUGCUCCUUUCUCCCUUGGCAUCACCCUGGAGAAUCUAUCCGCACAGUCAACAGAUGAGAACUGGAUACCAAGUAUUGUUGGAACCUCUGUCAAGAUUGUGCAUAAGCUGAUGGAGCUGAACAGUCUCUCUAUGUACUGGAACACUGGUGAUGACAUUGGCAAGCUGCCUACCAAGGAGGAGUGGCCGACUAUCGCCAAAGAAGGAAUUGCACGAACAAUGAAAGGCUUCUCAAAACCCGAAGGGUUCAAGUAUGUCUUGCCGCCAAUUUCUGCCACCAGCAAAGUCAAGCUUGAUACAAAGGCCGGAUCUGACCUCAGUAAUCCCAAGGUAUACCUCAGCCUUGUGCUGGAAGAGAUCUUCCUUGUGUUGAGCAAGACCCAGUUUCAUGACCUGAUGAUGUUACUGGAAUCCUUCGAUUACAUGGCGAGGAACGUGCCCUUUAGAAAGUACAAGCCUGUUGUGCAGCUUAUGAAGAGUCCAUCCAAAUGGUGGCACUAUGCGAUGGACUGUGUACUAGAAGAAGACGUCAAGAGAAGAAGCAGAAACUGGUCGUGGAAACACAUCAAGAGGCACAGAACCACGUGUCGAGAGUACAAGAUGCUGUAUAAGAAGAAGCUCCUGAAUGAAAAACUUUCAAAAGAACAACUGAAGAACAUCGAGAAUCUUGAAGAAAAUUUGGACGUCCUGAAUAUUACGAUAUGUCGCCAGCAAGCAGAAUAUGAGGAAGCGGCUGCUCUGCGUAAAAAGAAAAGGAAAGAGGCAGAGAAGGAGGAAGGCGGUAUGUUCUCUGGAUGGUUUGGCAGCAAAAAGAAGGCCAAAAAACAGAAAGAUGAACCAGAAAUCCUCACUGAGGAACAGAAGAAAGAAGAGCUUGCCAAGCUGUACGCCGCCAUUGGAUACAGUGAAAAUGAGGUCAUCACAUCAUUCCCGAAAGAGUACGUGGAAAAUAAAGUCAUUGUUCACUUGAAGCAGAUUGGUGUUCAACUUAGGGAUGAUUGUGGAAGCGGCAAGCCGAAAGAAAUCGUGAAAUUCAGCAUCAAAGACUUGUAUGCUGACCUUGCCCAACGUCCAUCAGCCCAGGCCAUCAGGGUAACGGCCAAGGUCGACAAGAUGAAGAUGUAUGGGUCGCCAGGAGAAGGGGGCCACUUGCCCUUGAUGGUCACCUCCCAACAAGAGAAAGAGAAGGGUCACAUGGCGCUGUUUCACGCUGCUUUCGAGACGAACCCUCUUGACGAGAAGUGUGACCAGCGCGUGGAAGUGACUUCAAGGCCCCUUAAGAUCGUUUAUGACGCGAACACUAUCGACGAAGUCAUGAAGUUCUUCCAGCCACCACAGGACGUCCACCUGCAAGAGUUAUCGGCAGCUGCCAUGUCUGGGCUCGAGGCCUUGAAGACAGCUUCUAAAGCAAGUCUGGCAUAUGCCGUGGAGCACCAUAAGGUGACAGAUAUCAACCUGGACGUGAUGUCACCCUACAUACUAAUCCCUGAGAAAGGCUGUAUGCAGGGGUCAAAGAGCGUUCUUGUGUUAGACCUGGGUCACCUUAAGAUCAAGAGCGAUCCUGAUCAAGAAAGAGUCAUCACCACUAAGAAUCUGAGCAUGGCUGAGCUAGAGUCUAAGUGUUAUGACAAGUUUGAUAUUCGUCUUGAGCAGCUGCAGGUUCUUUUGGCCAAAGAAGGUGACGACUGGAACGCCGCUCGUCAGCAGACUCAGUCAAAACUUCACAUCGUGAACCCGAUAUCCAUCGACCUCAAGCUACAGAAGGCGCUUAACCCAGAUGACGUUCGACUUGCACAGAUCAAGCUUGCUGGAAGCCUACACUCUAUCGAUGUUCAUAUCACUGAUAAGAAACUCGAUCUCGCUGUACAGCUUGCCCUUAGUAUUCCCGUACCUGGUGGUGACACAUCACAAGAUAAGCCAGAUGGAAAACUAGAGGAUACAUUUAAGGACGAUCGCCGUUUCGUUGCGUUCGAGAAAGUACCAAAAAGUGCAAAAAUCGCAGGUGCGCUGGAAACAAGUCCAGGGAACAAAGAUGAUGAUGAUGAUGAUGAUGAUGAUGACGACGAGGAGUUCAGCACCCCCAAUGGGUCCCCUGUGACGCCAAAGAAGGAGGUUGUUACGAAAGCUGAGAUGGCCAAACAAGUCAUCGUUGCCCUCACAUUUGAGAUCGAACAGGUGCAAGUAAACGUGGGGACUGUAAGUGCGUCUGGUGAAGAGACGCCCUGUCUGUUGCUCAGCCUGGAGCAUCUCGGCACCGCCUUGACGCUGCAUGAGCACGACCUACGGCUUAAGGCGUCUAUCGGGGCUUUAGCCCUACAGGAGAUGACUUGCGGGACGGACGCCGGACCGUUGUACAUCAUACAGACGCCACGCGGAGCUGAAUUACUUUCGGUUGAGGUCGUCAAGGCGGAACGAACCUCGCCAGAGUUUGACACGAUGUUCAAGAGAACCAAGCUUGCGAUCGCGGUCGAGUUCACGUCGUUGCAGGUGCUGCUGCACCAGGAGGCCCUGCUCAAGGUCAUGGACGUGGCAUCCAGCAUGGUCCCUACCAUAGAAGAAAACCAACAGUCGAUCAAAGACAAAUCCAAGGAAGUCAAAACUGAAAUCAAGAAAAUAACACAUGCUCCAGUGUUUAAGAAACGUCCGCGUGAAACAGAGGAUAUCAACGUGGACCUCAAAGCCAAGCUCGGAGGGAUCUCCUUAGUUGUGACGUCGGUCAAGGGCGACCUCGUCCGUGUCUUGGUGGGAGGUCUGUCGUCUCACAUUUCAGUAAUGGAAGAUAGGACGAGCAUUGAUGCAAAAAUGACGGACUUGUCGGUGGUUGAUGCCAAACCAGACGUGCUCUAUCCCAACAUCGUCUCCAUCGUCAACCAGGAGGUGUUCAGUGUCCAGAUUGUCGUGUAUAACGAUGCCAUGGCAGGUGGUAACUUCACUAAUAUGGACGCGGUGGACACUAGCUUUGAGAUGAGCAUCGGUUGCAUUCGGGUCAUCUUCCUCAACAAGAUUGUUAUGGAGCUACUGGCGUUUUUAGACAACUUUCAAAAAGCGAAGGAAGCAAUGGAAUACGCAAGAAAGAGCGCUACUGAAAAAGCUGCGGAAAAGAUUCAAGAUAUUCAGUCCCAGGCUGCGCGAAUUAAACUGACGGUUUCGAUCCAGGCUCCUUUCAUCAUUAUCCCUGUCAACUCCCAUUCCCGUGAUGCACUGGUGGCUGAUCUAGGUCAGCUUGUUGUCUCGAAUUCCUUCAAGCUUCACAGCCCUGCGACCAAACCCGACGGCUCUGAUGCAGUAAUAGUUGAUAACAUGGUGGUGGAGCUGUCCUCUGUGAAACUCUCCAGGGCGCUGAUCGGAGAAGGAGACCAGAUCGUUGCAUCUUCUGUCAUCCUGGAGCCACUCAACCUCACCAUCUACCUGGCACGCAGCCUCUCCGCCUGGUACCACAAGAUUCCAGGAAUUGACGUCACUGGGGAACUGUGUGCUGUGAAGAUGUGUACGGGUGAGCUGGAUCUCUCCACUAUUCUGGCGGUUAUCUUUCAGAAUCUCGGCGAAGGGCAGAGUGACAUCCAAGACGAGCCAUCUGUCGAAAGUUCAGGUGAAGGGGCGAUCGUCCCGGAAGUUGGCGAUGGCAGUGUGGCGGUCGUCCCAUCGAGUACUCCUGCUACUGAAGUGUAUGACACGGUCAAGUUUGACUUUAAGAUCGAGAGCGUGUCCGCUGUCUUGUACUGGAAGGAGUCAACAGAACUGAAAGACGUAGCUGUCACUAGAGAUCCCGCCUGCUGUCUUGGCCAGUUCUCCAUUGUUGCUCUUAGUGCGAGCGGUAACAUGAAGUCCGACAUGUCCCUCACGGCAGCCGUGUCACUACAAAGCUGUAUCCUGGAUGACAUGAGACCCGAGAGCAAGAUGGGCGUCACAAGAAUGAUGGACCGCUUUAUUGGAGCAGAGGGUAAGGCCGCCAACAUGGUGGACGUGAAAUUCGACCAAUCAGCGAGCCUCAGCAAACAGAUCACUAUUGACGUGAACAGUGUGCACGUGGUGGCGAACCUGGAAUUCUUGCUGGUGCUGGCGAACGUGUUUACGACAGCACUUACCGAGGCCCCGCCCAAACCACCCUCAGUUUCAGUAGAAACAAGCCAAGCAUUGACUAAAGUCAAGCCGUCUGCCCUGGCCCCUGCCCCACCCCCUGAUAAGGAACCCCCCGAGAUGCGGCUAGCCUUCAGCGUCAAGCAUCCUGAGAUCGUGCUGCUCGCAGAUGCUAAGGACAAGGCUACUCACGCGCUCUUUUUAAAGAACACUCUUGAAUUUAAUCUGAUCAUGGCCGAAGGGCAACAGAAGAUGUUUGGUUACAUCAAGAACCUGAACAUCACCUCCGCAGCAUUCGACCUCAAGAACAGAGCAGCCACCAAGUCGCAAGUCCUCUACCUUUCACAGCUGGCAUUGCACGGGUCCGCCCCGGAAGGAGAGUGCCUGCGCAUUGACGUCAGGACCAGUAUCGCCCAGGUCCACGUGUCUCCCGCCACCAUCAAGACCAUGACUGCUUGCCUUAUGUCACUAGCGCCCGCACAGGGUCAAAGCGAUAAAAAUAAUGUUAUUGAUGAUGACGUGACAUUGUGGAGCGAGAAAGAAAUUGACAAAAAGUCAAAAUGGUACCUCACACCAGCCCCCAAGGACCAGCUCGUGCCAGGCCAGCGCGUCCUAGGCCGGUGGCCCAAGAACAAUUCAUAUCACCUGGCAUAUGUGGCUAAGAUAGACAGCAGAGUACACUUACAGUUUGAUGACAAAGACACCAUUGCGCAUGACGUCAAUGAUAUUGCUGCUGUUGUGAUUGAUGUCGUCCCCGAUGAAAAGCAGCUAAAGGUCGGGUCAGCAGUAAUUGCCAAGGAUCCCAAGGCCGGGUACUACUACACCAGAGGGAAGAUCACUAAGAUAGAUCAAACCCAGGGGUACCAUGUCCAGUACAUCGACGGCCAGGAAGCCUGGAACCCAAUCCAGCAAGUCCGGGUACUCACACUAAAGAGACAAGGAGUGAAAGAUGACGAGAUAGUCCCGUCCAGUAUCGUAUACGUUAGACACAAGGGGGAUUGCUACUACCCAGGGUUCAUAGCGAGCAAGCUCAGCACGCGGUACACAGUUCGCACGUACUCCGGCGACAACGUGAACCUCAGCAUACACGACACACCUUCAGUUAUACUGGAUAAGGUCCCGCGUCCUGAGUCAAUCCAUGUGGGAAGCACUGUCAUCGGCAGCUGGAGGGACCGGGAAUUUUGGUACCGCGGUCGUGUCAUAGAAACUCGUAAGGAGGGAGAGGUCGAUGAGUUUCUUGUGCGGUUCGAGGACGACGACCAAGUUUGGCAUUCGGUUGACGAAAUCAGAGUAGUACCUCUUGCUAAACAUGACGUUGGUGAAGGUGCGAUUGAGCUUGGUUCAUCUGUCUGGGCGUGGUGGUCUGGUAUCAACUACUACAACGCCUAUGUGUCUCACAAGGGCUCCAAGCUACACGUGGACUUCUAUGACGGCGACAAACACUUGUACGACGUCAAGGAUGCCAUGGUUACCGUACUCCCGGAUGUUGACCCCAAACCAAGAGAUCUGAAACUUGGAACCAAGGUCAUUGCCAAGUUCAAGAAGAACGCGAAAACGUACUUCUCAGGCCAGAUUGCCGAAGUGGACAAAACACGCGAGGAUAAGAAGAUCUACAAAGUGAAGUUUGAUGAUGGCGACGAAGGCUGGGCCUCGCUGUACCAUAUUCGUCUGCUGCCAGAUGAUGCUAUCCCCGGUGCAGGUGGUGGACCCCAGUCAAGUCAGCAUCACAUCGAGGCAGGAAGUAUCGACGAGGAACGUGGAGAGAUGUUGUUGUUCAGUAUGGAGGGCUUCAGCAUAAAGAUAGAAGGAGCAUACGGCGGCCAGACCGUCCCUCUCCUCUCGAUGGAUGGGCACAUUCAGGCCGAGGUCAAGGACUGGACCUCAAAGUUGACAGCUUCUGCGGGUCUGAGUCUUAUCGCCAACUAUUAUAACGAGAACGUCUCUGAGUGGGAACCGCUCAUCGAGCCUGUGGAGUGCCAAGAGAAGAACAGGCCAUGGGAACUCUCGGCCGAGUUUAAAAUGGGCGACGAAGUUGGUGCCGGGGAGAAUGGUGAGGAACCUAGUGCAGGAGGACUGGACGUGAAUUCCGAGCCCGCGAUGUCACUGGUGUUGGAAUCUCAUGAUGACUUGCAGAUCACGAUUACCAAGUCAGGCCUGGACGUCUUCAACAAGCUUGGCGCGGCGUUCAGUGAGGCUGUAUCUCUGCGAGGAGGCGACAUGGUCGCCAUUGAGGAUAUGUCCCCAUUUGUCGUCCGCAAUGAGAUUGGUCUUGGAAUAAAGGUUCAUCUUGGGUCUGGUCUCAAGCCCCCACCCGGCCAUGAAGAGAAAGCACUCCCGGUGCCUGUAGGCAAGAGCUUGUCGUUAUAUCUGGCAGAGCCUGAGAAACGGGCAAGCUUCAAAGGCGUGAAGGGCGAUGAAGCGAGCGACAUCAGCAUUGCAGUAGAGGUUGAUGGCUAUCACCCUAUCAAGAACAUUCCCCUCAAGCAAGCGCGCGUGGCAUUUUACAGCAUCGUGCCCAAACAGCUGCUGCGAGGGACCACAAUGUCUGCGGUGGUUCAGAUUGAGAGCGGUGAAGGUCAAAGAGUCAUCACUAUACGGUCACCCUUACAGAUCCACAAUCACUUCCCCGUGCCGAUGGACUUGUGCUGUAAACAAGGCUCAGAGGUGUCUAAAAUCACGUGCAUAGCGCCGCACAGUGUCUAUGAUGUGCCGCUCAUAUUGUCAUACCGCGCGGGACUCUUCCUAAAACCCUCGGGAUUCGGUUAUAACGAGACCACGUCGCCAUUGUUGUGGAACGACUUGAGUCAGACAAAGAAAGCAACGUUCACAUGUUUGUCACAGACAAACGGGGAGCCGCCUUUCUACAUCGAGGCUCAUUGCGAGAAAGCCGUGUACACCGUAUCUGUUGGGAUGGAGGCUAAUUCCCCUGUCUUCACGUUCCACGCGUACCCACCAGUUGUAGUCCAUAACUACCUCCCGUACAGCAUCCACUUCUCCUCCCAGGGUACACCAUUCGUAAACCUAGAGGGGGGACACAAUGCUCCACUUUACUCCGUGGAUAUGGGCAAGAAGGUGCAGCUACACAUCAAGCUAAAUGCGUAUAUGGGCAUGGAUUGGAAGGGUGACAUCGAGUUAAGCCGCGACAUGGAUGAGCUGACCACCUUCACACUUUCACCCACGGCAAAAGACACUCAUCUACGGCCCGUGGAGCUAGGCGUGUUCUCGCAGAAUGAUGGCACAAUGAAUGUCACGCUGUACAGCCCCUACUGGAUGGUCAACAAGACCGGGAUGUUCCUGGAAUACAAGGCUUCAGACGACGAUAUCGCCAUCCCACACGCGGAUUCGCUCAAGGAUGCAGUGAUCUUCUCCUACCGCGGCAAGGGCAACAUCUUCGCCAAGAAAACGACAAGGGUCCGUAUGUCUGGCUCGGAAUGGUCCGGUAAGUUCUCUCUGGAUACUGUUGGCAGCGGAGGGUCCAUCAAGAUCAAGAAAGACGACAAGGAUUUCGAGAUUGGUGUACAGAUCACUCUGUCGUACUUCAGCCUGACCAAGGUGGUGGAGUUCACGCCCUUCCAUCUGAUCGAUAACCACACGGAGUUCCCAGUUUCCUUGUGUGAAGCCCCGGACAACUCCAAUUUAAUUUGGACAACAGUCAAGCCAGGCGAGUGCAUUCCGUUCUGGCCAUCCAGGGUACCUCCCAAGGACCUUGUGGUUCGACUGGGAGACAGCACACGUGAGUCAUCUCGCUUCAACUUCGAACCAGACGUGUCCAUUCUGCUGCGGAUGGAGGGCAAGGUCGGCGCCCUGAGUGUGGAGAUGAUCAGCAAGGACUCGGCCGCGAUUAUGACUUUCUGUCCGUACUACGCAGGAGCGGCGCCAAUCAGAAUCGAGAACUGCACCGACCUCGAGAUCUGCUACAAACAAGACAGUGAAGGGAGCACGGAGCACGUGCUAAGACCAGGAAACUGCAUUCUGUACACGUGGGGCCGUCCAAUGGACAAGAAAGUGUUCAUGUGGUACGCAAAGGGUGAAGACCAAAAGAACAGACGCAUCACGGAUCUUAUUGGCGUCGGCCACGGUGCCUUUGAGGUCAAAGACAAGUCGUACUUUUGGGCGACCUUCCUCGACGGACUACAGCGAGUGCUGCUCAUUAUUGACGACUUCACACUAGCCUACAGGGCUCAAGUGGAAGUUCCUGAGCGCAUCUCUCAGGAGAUAAGUCUGAACUUGCAAGCAAUUGGCUUGUCCCUCGUCAACAACGAGAAGAGCAUCGAGGUUGCCUACAUCGGCAUAACACCGAGCCAGAUCAUCUGGGAGGAGACAAAGAAGAAGGGUCGCUGGAAGGCGCUCAAAAUGCGCAUAUCUGAGCAGCUCGAGGUAGCUUACACGCGGGUACAGCAAGUGACUUCCGUUGGAGGAGAGCCCAACUUCCGACAGAAGCUCAGCGACAUAGAGGUUGACUUUGAAUUGAUGGAAAUCAUUCAUCCCAGGCGACGUGCAAUCCGACGAACAUUCACGCCGGGCGUCGCCGUCAAACUGAUCAUGUCAGCGCAUGAGCUAGAGCUCUUUACUAAAGUCAACUCCGUUCAGAUUGACAGCCAGAUCCCUGGAUCCACCUUCCAGACCGUGCUCCACCCCAUCCCUCCUCCCCGAAGUGUGGCCAUGGAUAACGCGCCAAAGCCGUUCUUCGAGAUGAGUGUGUUGACCCGACAAGUUGAGCACAGCCACGUUAAUGAGAUCAAGUAUUUCAAGGUGCUGGUGCAAGAGAUGGAGACCAUGAUUGACAUGGGUUUCAUCAUGGCUCUUAUCGAGCUCUUCUCAAGUGACACCAUUGAUCGAAGCAAAGAGCUGACGCAGUACAUCGAAGACAAGAAACGCGUUCUUGAGGGACUUGGAGCUGCUAAUGCUGUACAGGCCGCCCUUAGCGACAUCAGAAACUACUUCGACUACUUCCACCUUUCUCCACUGAAGAUCCACGUGAGCUUUUCGCAGCUCGGAGGUCCUGCUUCUGAUGACAAGUCAGGCGGCAUUGAGAUCGGCAGCAGCUUUGUCAACUUGCUGAUGCAGAGUGUAGGAGUGGCGGUCACUGAGGUGCAGGAUGUCGAAUUCAAGCUGGCAUACUUUGAGAUUUUGAACCAAGUUUACAACCAACAGCAAUUGACGGGAGCCAUCAUCAAGCAUUACACCGGGCAGGCAAUCAAGCAGAUGUACGUGCUCGUGCUGGGACUGGAUGUAUUGGGGAACCCGUUCGGUCUGAUCACAGGACUCAAAGACGGAGCCAAAGACUUGUUCUACGAGCCUUACCAGGGUCUGAUUCAGGGUCCGGGUGAAUUCGCAGAAGGACUCGCCCUCGGUGUGCGAAGUCUGGUCGGUCACACAGUCGGUGGCGCUGCGGGCGCGGUGUCUCGUAUCACGGGUACUAUCGGCAAGGGUUUCGCCGCGCUCUCGAUGGACGAGAAAUACCAGCAGGAGCGACGUCAAGCGAUGGGCAAAAAACCCGUUAAUGUGGGCGAAGGGCUGGCACGCGGUGGCAAAGGACUGUUAGAGGGCGUCUUUGAGGGAGUGACUGGCAUAGUCACCAAACCAGUGCAAGGCGCAAAAGAGCAGGGCGCGGCCGGAUUCUUCAAGGGCCUGGGUAAAGGCGUGGUUGGCGUGGUAGCCAGGCCUGCUGGAGGCAUCGUAGACUUUGCAAGCAGCACAUUUGAGGGGAUCAAAGGGUCAGCGGACACUGCUACAGAAGUCAAGAAACUCAGGCCUCCGCGCGUCUUUUAUGCUGACAAGGUUAUGAAGCCAUACAACUCGUACGAGGCUGCAGGCAACGCCAUCUUAUCGGGCGUGAAAAAAGACAAGUCGGCACUAGAAGAAGACAAGUAUUACGCACACAGCAUCUUGAACAUCAAGAAGGCACUGGUGGUCACCAACAAGCACAUCAUAGUGGCGGGUAAAGCUGAGGUGUUCGGUAACUGGGAGUGCGACUGGUCAUGUGACUACAACGAUUUGACAGCUGAACCAGAAGCUGAUAAGAACAAGCUUGUGCUCAGAGUACCGGACAAGGGUCGUGUGAUAUUCAAGAGGUCAGAAGUGAGGGCCAUAACCACACCCAGUCCGCCAGUUGCACAGUGGCUCGUUACGAAAAUCAAAGAGGCUAGAUCUUGAGAGUGAAGAUAGAGGAAUGUACCGACAGAAAGACAGACACGACCAA
Molecule: messenger RNA, 10869 nt
Organism: Nematostella vectensis (starlet sea anemone)
Lineage: Eukaryota; Metazoa; Cnidaria; Anthozoa; Actiniaria; Edwardsiidae
Product: intermembrane lipid transfer protein VPS13A-like
Exons: 99
Coding region: 69-10823 (3584 amino acids)
Biological process (GO): protein retention in Golgi apparatus; protein targeting to vacuole
Cellular component (GO): extrinsic component of membrane
Source: RefSeq, a predicted model, not a curated record